CCCACCCCUCGAGUCUCUUAGAGUUAAAGCUGCUGGGAUCACAUCUCCCUGGCAGUCAGUGCUUUCUUAACCCUGUCUUGGAAGGUGGCUGAUUUCUGGCCAGAGGGAGAAGACAGUGAAAUGUGCUCUGAGUAGGGAUGGUUACGCAAGACUCGAGGAGGAGAAGGAAGCUGAGAGAGAAGCUGGUGAGUCAGAGGAAAAAAGCUGCACAAUUUGGCUGGCAGAGCCUUCAGAGUGGUGGAGAAGGCCAAGCCAUUAACAAGCAUGAUACCACUCAGAAGAAUGAAGUUCCUGCUGUUCCUGGCUUCCCAGAUGGCCAUCUUCAUUCUGUUCAUCCUUGUAUACUCCCACAACGACAACUCCCUGCAGGUGAAGGAGGAACCCAAGUCCCCGCACAUGCAUGUGCUGGUCCUGUCUUCGUGGCGCUCUGGCUCCUCUUUUGUAGGGCAGCUGUUUGGACAGCACCCAGAUGUCUUCUACCUGAUGGAGCCCGCCUGGCACGUGUGGAUGACCUUCACACAAAGCACGGCCCAGAGGCUGCAUAUGGCUGUGCGGGACCUCAUUCGGGCCGUCUUUCUGUGUGACAUGAGCGUCUUUGAUGCCUACAUGAAUCCUGGCCCCCGGAAACAGUCCAGCCUAUUCCAGUGGGACGGCAGCCGGGCCCUGUGUUCCCCACCUGCCUGCAACCUCUUCCCGCGAGAUAAGAUCAUACCCCAGGCCCACUGCAGGAUUCUGUGCCACAAGCAGCCCUUCAAGGUGGUGGAGGAGGCCUGCCGCACCUACAGCCAUGUGGUGCUCAAGGAGGUGCGCUUCUUCAACCUGCAGGUGCUCUACCCUCUGCUGAGAGACCCUUCCCUCAACCUGCACAUUGUGCACCUGGUCCGGGACCCCCGCGCAGUGUUCCGGUCCCGAGAACGCACCACGAAUGAACUUGAGAUUGACAGCCACAUUGUGAUGGGGCAGCACCGGCAGAAACUCAAGAAGGAGGAUCAACCUUACUACGCGAUGCAAGUCAUCUGCCAAAGCCAGCUGGAGAUCUUCAAAGCCGUGCAGUCCUUGCCCAAAGCCCUAAGGCAGCGCUACCUGCUCGUGCGCUAUGAGGACUUGGUCCGGGACCCCCUGGGCCAAACUGCCCGAAUGUAUGAAUACGUAGGGCUGAAAUUCUUGCCCCGGCUCCAGACUUGGGUACAUAAUAUCACUCGAGGCAAGGGCAUGGGUAAGCACGCCUUCCACACAAAUGCCAGGAAUGCGCUCAAUGUCUCUCAGGCCUGGCGCUGGUCCCUGCCUUAUAAAAAGGUUUUUCGACUUCAGAAAGUCUGCAGGAAUACCAUGAACCUACUAGGCUACCACCUUGUCACAUCAGACCAAGAGCAGAAAAACCUGUCGCUGGAUCUUCUGUCUACCUGGAGCCCCUACGAGCUGGUCUACCAAGAGGGUUGAGGCUCCAUCUCCACCCAGCACCAGUUUCAGCCACAUUAACUGAAGGCUGUUUCUGAGCUUUGACAGUAUAUGUCAGUGUAUGUGUGAGUAUGGGUUUGCCCACACAUGUUCAAAUCGGGAGAUCUCUGUGUCUCUGCUCAUUUCUAGAAAAGAGACUUGGGAACCUUAUGUGAGAAGCACACACCAACCAACAAAACAGAAGUGAUGCCUUUCUUCUCUUUUUGGCCUUCCUACCUGUGUAUACCUCAGGGAUUCUGUGGCCUGGGUCCUACAUGGUACAAGCAGUAUCACUGGAGGAAAUCCAUAAACUCCUCUGUCCACAUCUUGCCCUAUGGGAAAGGAGAGAAACAGGAAAAAACAGGGAAAUGGGUCUUCUGCCAAAGAGCCCACCAACACAUUCAACAGGCAUGUGAACUCUGAGCCCUCAGAGCUCCCAGUGGAUUAAAAAAGAGAGCAGGGAUCAAGGUGGGAUGCUUACCUGUGAGCCUGGCCAUAAUAACUGUCAACUACCACAAAUACAGAAGAAAAUCUCUGCACAACAGAGCAAGCUUUUAAGUUCAUGGGGUGGCUGGACCCAAUUUGGACAUCAGUUCCCCUCAGUGUUUUCCUAUUUUAAGCUGUGAAAUUGCCGUCUGUUAACACUAAAAUUUCAAAAUAAGAUUC
Messenger RNA from Capra hircus (goat), 2103 nucleotides. It is a transcript of the gene CHST4, whose product is annotated as carbohydrate sulfotransferase 4. NCBI's taxonomy places the organism in Eukaryota, Metazoa, Chordata, Mammalia, Artiodactyla, Bovidae. Gene Ontology annotation, biological process: carbohydrate metabolic process; protein sulfation; N-acetylglucosamine metabolic process. The transcript is spliced from 2 exons. Bases 265 to 1440 code for a protein of 391 amino acids. Gene Ontology annotation, molecular function: N-acetylglucosamine 6-O-sulfotransferase activity. The record is from RefSeq and is a predicted model, not a curated record. Gene Ontology annotation, cellular component: Golgi membrane.